AUGCAAGCUUCAACAGAAAGCGUCGGACAGCCGGUCUCUGUGCUAUUUGGACCGCAAUGCAGCAAUUUCGAUGAAGUCUCAGCUCAGAUAAGCAAGACUCUGACUGAAGAUUCAUCGGCUGAGUUCAUUGAUGAGAUUCUCCAGGAGCUGCCGUCUCUUUGGACCGAUUUAACCAAGGCCUUGCCAUCUUUAUGCCAAGUUCCGGGAAAUGAUCAGCUGCUCACACUGGUACAAGAAUUACAUAGCUCGCCGUCACCAGUCACAGCAGAACCUACGAAUGUCGUCCUUACUCCCCUCACUGUGAUUAGUCAAAUCUUGGAUUUCAUCAAGCUCAAUGAUUUGAACUUAAAUCAAAGUGUUAUCGACACUCAGGGAUUCUGCGUGGGCUUCUUGUCUGCAGUCGUCCUCGCUUGCUCCAAGGGAGAGCAAGAGCUGCGGUCACUCACAGCGACGAUCGUUCGAUUAGCCGUCUGCAUCGGCGCGCUGGUUGACUUGGACGAGUUAGAAAACGGCGUUUUUCGCUCAAUUGCUGUAAGAUGGAGAGAUCUCGCUGGUUGCAAGACAUUUCAACGAGUAAUGGCAUCUCACCCGGAGGCCUAUGCAUCAUGUGAACUUGAUUCCAAUAGUAUGACAGUAACGGUUAGAGCGGAAGGCAUGGAAGCGUUGGUGAAAGAUCUUACAUGUCAUAAUAUCUCGGCCAAACCCAUUGCCUUGAGGGGACGAUUCCAUCACGAUUCACACAAGGUGGCUGUACAAAAAAUUGUCAAGUACUUUGAACAUGACGAGCGGUUCAAGUUACCAAGCGGAAACGAACUGCUGCUCCCUCUCCGCUCCAAUGUGGAUGGGAACCUUAUCGGGGAAGGCAACAUUUUUGCUAUUGCUCUGGAGUCCAUCUUGGUGAAGCAAUGCAAGUGGCUCCCAACUGUUGCAAAUGCAUUCCACGAUAUACAGAAAGUGGACAACAAUGCUCGCUUGCUCACAGUAGGGAGUAGCUCCAUUAUUCCACGAAGUGUGAGCAUUCAGUCAGCACAGCAAAACGGACAUCAUGUCUCGUCUGAAGACACGAACGGCUUCACCAAUAGCCACACCCCUUCCAAUGGAGUUCAAGCAGCUGGAGAGCAUAUCUCUAUUCUCAAUGGGCAUCAAUAUGCCGCAGUAACCCCGAUAGCCAUUGUCGGGAUGGCUGGCAGAUAUCCCCAGGCGGAUUCCGUUGAGGCGCUAUGGGAUAUGCUCGAAUUGGGACGAUGCGCUGUCAGCGAGAUGCCGAACGAUCGAUUCAAGAUGGACGAGCUCUUACGACAGCCGAAGGGACCGUUCUUCGGAAAUUACUUAGAAGAUCCCGAUUCUUUCGAUCAUCGAUUUUUCGGAAUAUCUGCCCGCGAAGCAGAAUCCAUGGACCCUCAGCAGCGACUGCUGUUGGAGGUCGCCUACAACGCCAUGGAAUCGGCCGGCUAUUGCGGAAUGUCUGCUUCUUCAUUGACCUCAGACAUCGGCUGCUAUAUUGGUGUCGGCUCAGAUGACUACACAGAUAACGUUGGGUCCCGGGACUCCAAUGCAUUUUCCGCCACUGGCACUCUUCAGGCAUUCAACAGCGGACGCAUCAGUCAUUACUUUGGGUGGAGUGGUCCAUCAUUGAUAGUUGAUACUGCUUGCUCUUCCGCCGCCGUGGCAAUUCAUUUGGCCUGCAAGGCCCUACAGGCGAAGGAAUGCUCGAUCGCAAUGGCUGGAGGAGUGAAUGUAAUGAGCAGUCCCAAAGUAACUCAGAACCUAGCUGCAGCCUCAUUCUUGUCCCCAACUGGUGCCUCCAGGGCAUUUGAUGCUGAUGCAAAUGGUUAUUGUCGUGGUGAAGGCGCAGGCUUGGUAAUGCUGCGACCGUUAGAAGACGCUCUUCGCGACCAUGAUACAGUUUUGGCAGUCAUUGCGGGCUCGGCAGUGAAUCAAGGUUCCAACUGUUCUCCAAUCACAGUCCCUGUUUCGGAGUCUCAACAAUCUCUAUAUCGCAAAGCCCUAGCUGCUGGAGCAACUUCUCCUUACGAAGUCAGCUAUGUAGAGGCUCAUGGCACCGGAACGCAAGUAGGAGACCCGAUCGAGUUUGAUAGUAUUCGGCAAGUGUUCGGCGGAGCAAGUCGAGCUGAAGAGCUCCGAAUUGGUUCUAUCAAAGACAACAUUGGACACACUGAGACUUCAUCGGGAGUUGCUGCGUUGUUAAAGACAGUCCUGAUGAUUCAAAAAGCCAGGAUUCCCAAGCAGGCGAACUUUUCUAGCUUGAAUCCCAAGAUACCUCCGGCGGGCCAUGAAAACAUCACAAUUCCUGACAAGUCUGUUGACUGGAAUUCUUCGCAUCCAGCGGCUAUGGUGACAAACUAUGGCGCCGCCGGAAGUAAUGCGGCCCUUCUGGUCAAGCAGUACCAGAGCCCAUCGGGUAGGACAGAUCACGUUGAUGGAGGCACAUCCGAAGUCCCAAUAUACAUCUCGGCAAAGUCCCACGAAUGCCUCCAUGCCUAUUGUGAGGCUCUUCACAACUUCGUGACCGAACGAUCAAUUAAACCCAACGGAAGACUUGUGCAAGAUAUCGCGUACAAUCUUGCCGUCAAGCAGAACAGGACGAUGGAAUACACGGCCACAUUCUCUACAGAUUCGCAGGAUGUAACCAGCCUUUUGAAGCAGCUCACUGGGAUUAUCACAGACGACAGUUGUACGCAGAAGAGACCGAUAAACCCCCUUCCUGUGAUCCUAUGCUUUGGAGGUCAAACUGGUAAUACAGCAAGUAUUUCAGAAGACCUGUUCAAUUCUUGUGGAUAUUUGCGAACUCGCUUGAUGGAGUGUGAAAGCACCUGUAAGACCCUUGGUUUACCGAGUCUUUUCCCGACAAUCUUUCAAUCCAAUCCCAUUGAUGACCUGGUAUCCCUCCACUGUCUUCUCUUUUCCAUUCAAUACGCCUCUGCAAAGGCUUGGAUAGAUUCCGGACUCAAAGUGAACCGCAUUAUUGGUCACAGUUUCGGUCAGCUCACCGGACUUUGCGUUGCCGGUACGCUGAGUCUUUCUGACGCCAUGACACUCAUCUCACAGAGAGCUAGUCUGAUCAAGAGCAGCUGGGGCCCGGAGCAUGGCAGCAUGCUGUCAAUGAAAGGCACACACGAGGAUGUGGUGGACUUGAUAAACGAUUGCAAUAACACUGUUGACAUCGCAUGCAUCAACGGCCCGCGAGAUAUGGUCGUUGCCGGGGAUGAGGCUUCCAUCUCACACAUUGAAAGUAUAGCUGCAGGCGGAUCCAUGUUCAUCAAGACAAAGAGACUUCGCAGUACACAUGGGUUCCACUCUCGACUGGUUGACGGAAUCGUUCCUGGUCUCACUGAAGUUGCCAAGUCACUUGUGUACCAUGAUCCACAAAUUCCAAUCGAGGCCUGCUCUGAGUCGGAAGACUGGGCAGUUCUGAAUGCUUCAAAAAUAGUUCAGCACAGUCGUACGGCUGUUUACUUCGAAUCAGCUGUGAUCAAGGCUGCUAAGAAGACUGUUGGGCCAGCCAUCUGGCUUGAAGCUGGAUCAGGUUCUCCUGUCAUUCCAAUGAUCCGACAGAUUAUCCAGUCUUCUGAAUCACCGGAAGGCCAUGUCUUCCAAUCAAUCAAUCUUCAUGGCUCCCAAGCACAGAUAAAUAUUGCCAAAGCCACGUCAAACCUUUGGUCAAAGGGGAUCCCCGUGCAGUUCUGGGCAUUCAGUCAUCACCAGGCGAUCUCUUACAAGUCUGUGAAUCUGCCGCCUUAUCAGUUUGCGAAGACCAAGCAUUGGAUUCCAUAUGAUCCAAGCGCGUUCCUUCCCACGACAUCCACCUCGUUGCCCGAAGAUAACAGCGGACUAGUGAAAGUGAUUGAACAAAGCUCUCGGGAGACCGUCUUCUCCGUCAAUGUUGCGCACCCAGUGUACCGCCUAUGUGCUCAGGGACAUUCCGUUGUUGGUCAACACUUGUGUCCCGCGUCUCUUUACAUUGAGAUUAUCUUGGAGGCAGCAAGCAAGGUGGCUUUAUGUGGGCUCUCUGGGCUUAUGCCACACGUUCAAAAUCUGAGCAUCUGUGCCCCGUUACUUCUGGAGUCUGAAGGAGAAGUCUCUCUCCGGCUAUCAAAGACCGACACCGAUCUCAACUGGACCUUCUCUCUUUUCACUCGGCAGCCCAUCUCAGGCACAGAGACACAUGCGACAGGUAAUAUUGGACUACACAACGUCGACGGACCGUCGCAGGCCGCCUCGCGUUUCCGGUCACUAGACAGACUAAUCGACCCUUCCCGCUCCCAAGCAAUUGGAAAGUCUUUGAAUGCCAGUGGAUUGAUGGGCCCACCCGUCUACCAGACUUUUGAUCGGGUCGUUGAAUAUGCAGACUACUUCCGAGGAGUGAAAAACGUUUUUGCCGAUGGACAUGAAGCCACCGGUCUCGUUUCCUUGAAAGACUCUCCAAGUGCGAAUUGCAUUUGUGACCCCGUCCUCGUCGAUAACUUCCUCCAGGUAGCUGGCAUUCACACCAACUGCCUGUCCGAAACACGCGACGACGAGGUCUUUGUCUGCAGUGCCAUUGGGGACAUCUUUUUGAGUGAUGCAUAUAUCACCAGAGACACCAAAUCUACUGGAACUACCACGACAUAUACCAGUUAUGAUAGACCUUCCAAGAAGCAAUUCAUGAGUGAUAUCUUUGUAUUUGAUUCCGAAAGUGGAAAACUGCUCCUUGCUGUCAUGUCUGCGACUUUUACAAGCGUUCUGAUGUCCAACCUGGCUCGCGUCCUAAGAAGAUUGAACAAAGACGCUCCUGAGUUGGCCCCUCCGUCAAUUCAGAGAGAGCUCCAAGUUGAGAUUCAAGUUCCCGCCAUGGCAGAUCCGCUUACCUCUCAAGAAGUAGCUGACGCCAGCGGCGGUAAAUUGGAGGCUGUUCGGGAAAUGUUCCACACUCUCCUCGGCAUCCCGCUGGGAGAAUUACUUCCAUCCUCGGGUCUCGAAGAUAUCGGUGUUGAUUCGCUCAUGCGAACUGAAGUUUUGGCCGAGAUCAAGAAGCUUUUCAACUUCAGUCUAUCUGUCGAUGCAUUGGUGGAGAUUCCUGAUAUACAAAAUCUGACCAAUACCAUUUUCCCGGAUGCUGCCCCUCAAGCUGUACAAGCGUGUCCCCCAGCGAAGACCGCUAUUCAGGUCUCAGUGAAGCAGGAAUUAAGCCAGGAUAACCAAAUCAUCGCAGCGCCCGCCACAGGUAAUUCUUUGGCCGAGCUGUCGAGAGAUUUGUUUGACGGCCUCAAGACAACUACCGCUCACAGUCAAAAAACUCAGUGGACUGGAUUCUGUAAUUCUGUCUAUCCUCAACAAAUGGCUCUUGUUACAGCUUAUGUCGUCGAGGCUUUCCAAGAUAUGGGCAUUCCGCUUCAAUCCUUCGGGCCCGGACAGGUGAUUCCAAAUAUUCCAGUCCUUCCUCAACACCAGCAGGUAAAGGACCAGCUUUAUGCAAUUCUGGAGUCCUCUAAGUUAGUUCAAAGGCAAGGGAGCCUCAUUCUCAGGACUGAGAGCGUCAUUCCGACUACGCCCGCAUCCAUUUUGCAUAAGGAAAUCGUCCGAAAAUACCCUCGUCAUGAAUCAGAACACAAUCUGCUUCGUACAACUGGCUCUCAAUUGGCGAAGUGUUUGACUGGCUACGCCGAUCCGCUCGCCCUGCUGUUCCAGGAUAAACAGGCACGUGAGCUCAUCGGAAAUGUAUACACCCAUGCGCCAAUGUUCCUGUCCGCAACGAUGCAUUUGACUCAGCUUCUCCGGGAUGUCCUCAGCAAGGCAGACCCCGGUAGAGAGAUUAAGAUCCUUGAGAUCGGUGCUGGUACCGGUGGUACUACUGGCUUCCUUCUUGCCCAACUCGCGGAUGUCUGUGGGCUCCGCUUCCAGUACACCUUCACAGAUAUCUCAUCCUCAUUGAUUGCGCUUGCUAGAAAGAAGUUCCAAAAGUACAAUUUCAUGCGCUAUACAAUCCUCAAUGUCGAUCAGGAUCCUCCCAAAGAAAUGUUGGGACAAUAUGAUGUGAUUCUCUCAUCAAACUGUGUUCACGCUACUCCUAGCAUUAUGAGAUCAACCAAGAACAUCAACAGCCUUUUGCGGCCUGACGGUAUUCUUUGUUUGAUUGAGCUGACCCGCAACUUGUUCUGGUUCGAUCUGGUUUUCGGGUUGCUCGAGGGAUGGUGGAUGUUCGACGAUGGUCGACAGCACGCUCUUGCUACAGAAUAUGCCUGGGAUAAGGCCCUUCGCCAGGCUGGCUAUCAGUGGGUCGAUUGGAGUAGCAACUCAUCGAAGGAGUCUGAGAUCCUCCGAUUGAUUGUGGCAUCUCCUGCGAAUAUCGGCUCCCAAGACACCGCCUUGGUUUUGGAGGAGACGGUUACUUUUGCGGAAAAGGAUGGUGUUCAGCUACAGGCGGAUAUUUUUUACCCUACAGAAGUUGAGACGUCAAGCCGAUCCCGGCCUAUUGCCCUCAUGAUUCAUGGUGGCGGCCAUGUCAUGUUAUCUCGGAAGGACAUCCGCCCCAAGCAAACCGAAAUGUUGCUUGCCGCAGGUUUUUUGCCUGUCAGCAUUGACUACCGGCUCUGUCCAGAAGUGUCUCUCUUGCAAGGCCCCAUGGAAGAUUCCCGGGAUGCCCUUAGAUGGGCUCGUGAGGUGUUGCCUGAGUUGGUCCUCCAACGCCCCGACAUCAAACCUGACGGGGAUCAUGUCGUCAGUGUUGGCUGGUCAACCGGCGGUCAUCUUGCCAUGACUCUUGCCUGGACCGCCGAUGAAGUUAACGUCCGGCCCCCGGAGGCCAUAUUGUCAUUCUACAGUCCCACGGACUAUGAGGAUCCCUUCUGGAGUCAGCCAAACCUGCCAUUUGGUCAAGCUGCUCCACCUAGAGAGACAUAUGAUGAGUGGGAAGCCAUUCAAGCCAAGCCUAUCACUUCAUAUAAUCCUCCAUCCUCUUUAGGGGGCUGGAUGAAUCCUAGUGAUUCUCGCAGUCGCAUAGCGUUACACAUGAACUGGACAGGGCAGACGGUUCCCGUCCUCCUCAACAAUCAGUGCCCGACUCAGAAGGGUUCAUUGACUGAAUUGGAACAACCCAGCGUGGAGGAUAUCCAGGCCAUCAGUCCUUUGGCCCAGAUCAGUUCCCAGAACUACAAGUCCCCUACUUUUAUCAUUCAUGGCACCCGUGACGACUUGAUUCCCAUUGCUCAGGCUCAGAGAACAUAUGCUGCACUUUCUGCCGCCGGUGUUGAUUCUGAUAUCAGAGUACUCGAUGCAGUGCACCUGUUCGAUAUUUAUCCGGACAUGAAACAGAAUCAGGAGGCAUUGCAGGCCAUUCAAGAUGGCUACAGAUUUUUGAAGUCACAUGUCAAACCCUGA
Penicillium nucicola is the source of this 7377-nucleotide messenger RNA. RefSeq lists its product as uncharacterized. The record is from RefSeq and is a predicted model, not a curated record. Gene Ontology annotation, molecular function: 3-oxoacyl-[acyl-carrier-protein] synthase activity; fatty acid synthase activity. NCBI's taxonomy places the organism in Eukaryota, Fungi, Ascomycota, Eurotiomycetes, Eurotiales, Aspergillaceae. The transcript is spliced from 5 exons. Gene Ontology annotation, biological process: secondary metabolite biosynthetic process; fatty acid biosynthetic process. Bases 1 to 7377 code for a protein of 2458 amino acids.